Spinacia oleracea (spinach) is the source of this 3065-nucleotide messenger RNA. RefSeq names its product protein SIEVE ELEMENT OCCLUSION C. Bases 1087 to 2880 code for a protein of 597 amino acids. Gene Ontology annotation, biological process: phloem development. NCBI's taxonomy places the organism in Eukaryota, Viridiplantae, Streptophyta, Magnoliopsida, Caryophyllales, Amaranthaceae. The transcript has 7 exons. The record is from RefSeq and is a predicted model, not a curated record.
AUGUUGCUUCGAGUUAUUGAAACUAUCAUGCACCAGACUACUGCAUCACAGGUCUUUGUUCAGGAACAGGAUCCCAUUGAUAUGAGAAGCAUAGUUGAGGAAUCACAAGAUGUAUUAGAAAACCCGAUAUUUCAGAUAUCAAACGAGGUUUUUCUCUUCAUGAACACAUCCCCUUUUCGGGAUAAAGAUGGCCGUGGGGCGGGCCCAACCUGCACUGUGACGGGUCGGGCCGGCUGAAAAGUUCAAAACAGGGUCCAUGCCCACGGGCUGUCAUGCCGGGCCGGGACGUCGUGCCUAAGCCUAAUUUUACUAAAUUUAGUGUGUUUUGUUGUGCCGUGUCGCGUUGUGCCUUGUCGUGUUUUUUUCAAAAAAUACGGUCUAGGCCUGGCCCACGACUUUGUGCUCGUGCCAGGACGUUUUUUCGUGUCAGGUCGGGUCUCAGGCCGGCCCACGACCAUCUUUACCUUCACUCCAUCCCCCACCCCCGUUAAAAAAAAUUAUCUUUACUACUUCAUACGUCUCAAAAUGAACUUUACACUUGUUUCCGCUUAAGGGUGUUGCAAAAAGAACUAUACGCGUCCUUUCAAACUUUUCCCUUUACUCUCCCCAUCCUAUAUAUCUUUCCCUCUAAACCAAAACAUUUUCUUCAUUUUGUUUUCUCUCUACAAACUUCCAAUCUUUUAUUUUAUUUAACAACUAUUCUUAGGAGUUGUUUGGUUUGGUGUUAGUUGUUUUCGUGGAAAACGAUUUUUCCAUUUUCAAUCAUUUUACGUUGUUUGGAUUGACAAGGAAUGAAAAACAAUUUUCCAUGACUCUAUCAAAGGUGGAAGAACCUUUUUCAUUUGACAGGAAGGAAAACCACUUUUUCACUUUUCCUCCUUACCACCCUCUUCCUUCUUCCCACCAAUCUCCUCCUGUUUUCCUUCUUCUAUGAAUUUUCUUGUAAGGAACCAAACAAAGGAAAACUAGUUUCAGUUUGAAAUUGUAUUUUUCCAUUGGAAAAUCACUGGAAAUGUUUUACACCAAACCAAAUGGACCGUUAACGUCCGCAUCAAUCCCUAGUGUGAAGUUCAUUUUGUGAAAGAGAUGCUAUGCAAGUGUUAUGGAGAUGAAAAUGUGCAUGAAAGUACACUAAGUGUGUUUCACUUACUUGGGAGCUAUAGAUGGGAUGAUAAACUGCUUCUAGCUCUUUCAGCUUUUGCGACAGUCUUUGGCGAACACUGGGUCAUACUGCAAUCACAGAGCCAGAACUCGUUAGCUGCAUCGAUUGCAUUACUCAAAAAAAUUCCAGACAGAAACAUAUUUGAGACUAUCUUUGUAGCACUAACCACAUUAGUUAAAACUAUGGUAGAAAUCAUUAGGAUUGUUUCACAAUUUGAAGAUUUACCAAUAACCCAUGUAGAGUUGCAGGAUGGGACUGUCACAGCUACAAAAUCGUUAAUAUAUGUUGCUGCUUAUUGGAUAAUCAGGAGUAUUUUGGUUAGCAUUACUCUCGUUACAAAUUUGAGAGCCAUUGAAGAUGAGCAAGUGCACCCUCUUUCCUUUCAGGAUCCAUAUUCAAUAUCAAGUGCUGUAUGGGAGAUUGUCAGUUUAAGAAGCAAGAUUAAUGGUAUCGGCACUCAACUUAGAACACAGGUAGAAGCCUGCAAGCAACAGACAGAGCAGAAGAUGCAGAAGAAGCUUGUGAAUCUAUUCAAGGAGCCACAGAUUGACAACCAAGGAAUUCUUAGGAUGUUGUUUGGUCUGAGGAAUGACUUCCCAUUAAAGCAAUCAUCCAAGCAAGCAAAGGUUGGAAUCUCCUCACUGAAGAACAAGGUGGUUGUCCUGUUGAUUUCAAAACCAGAACUGCUUCCUGUAGAUGAAUUGUUUUCACUGGUUCACCAGACAUACGAUCACCCUCUUCACGGUAAGGUAGAUAGAAGCUAUGAUAUCUUGUGGAUCCCCAUCUCAACUUCCGGAAAAUGGAGCAACAAUGAAGUAACAAUCUUCAAUCUUUUAUCAAACUCCUUGCCGUGGUACUCAAUUCGACAACCAUGGUCACUCAGCUCAACAACGAUUAACUAUGCAAAAAAGGAGUGGGAAUUCGAUGAAAAUCCCAGUAUGGUUGUAUUGGACCCUACAGGAACAGUUACCAAUAUAAAUGCAGAUGAUAUGAUAUGGAUUUGGGGUGCCAAAGCAUACCCUUUCUCAGCUUCAAGAGAAAAGGAGAUGUGGAGAACAGAAAAAUGGAAUAUGAGACUCUUACUUGACACUAUCGACCCCUCGUUCCCCAUGUCGGUAGAAGAAGGAAGAACACUUUGCAUAUAUGGAAGCAGUAAACUUGAGUGGGUAAGAAAGUUCAGCGCAGAAAUUAAAGACCUUCAAAGCUUAGGUGCACAACUUGAGGUGGUUUAUGUUGGCAAAAAAGAUCAAAGUGUACUAGUAAGAAACAUAGUCUCUUCCAUAGAGAAAGAGAAGCUAAGUCACUCUCUUUCUUUGACUAAGAUAUCUUUAUUUUGGAAGCGCCUUGAAAGUAUCAGACGGUCAAUACUCAGGCUUGAACAGACAACUGACACUGAUCAUAUUCUAAGAGAGGUAAUAGCAUUGCUAGAUGAUAAAGACGAAGAUUGGAUGAUAUUUGGAAGAAGUUCUUCAACAAAUAUUGUAAAGCUUAGUGGUAACGAAUGGACCGAGUUCUUGAGUAAACGCGCAUUAUGGGAAAAACUUAUGCCAGAUAUUGGUUUGGAAGAUGCAAUCAGGCUUUCUCUGGAACCUCAAUUAACUGAGCCAUGCUCGCACUCAAGAGUCACUCGAUACAAUAGAGAGCUAAUGAAAGAGACUGUAAUUUGUGAAAAGUGUAAGCGUCCCAUGGAGAAGUUUAUCAUCUAUGAAGUGGUGUAGGUUUUUGGGAUAAGAGAGACUGACUUUUUAACUGUUGUGGGAGCAAGAAUAUUUGAAAAAACCUCCUUGUGUUUAGGAAAGAUAAAGCUAAUAAAUUCCAAGCUAAUAAACUCCUUGUGUUUUUUCUCUGAACUUUUAAUCUAAUGUCCCAAGCAUAAAUUAAAAUAAGCUAUUAAAUUCCUCUU